Meira miltonrushii is the source of this 1800-nucleotide messenger RNA. Its product is annotated as Rho GTPase activation protein. The coding region runs from base 1 to 1800 and encodes 599 amino acids. Gene Ontology annotation, biological process: small GTPase-mediated signal transduction. Gene Ontology annotation, molecular function: GTPase activator activity. The transcript has a single exon. Gene Ontology annotation, cellular component: cytoplasm. Lineage: Eukaryota; Fungi; Basidiomycota; Exobasidiomycetes; Exobasidiales; Brachybasidiaceae. The record is from RefSeq and is a predicted model, not a curated record.
AUGUCAUUCUUUGCUCCUUGGAAGGCAAUAGGUGAUGCCCCUACAGAUCCUUCCUCCUCUUCUAAUCAACAAUCAUCUUCCGGUCCAAUCACUGCUCCUGGGGGUUGGUCAAGCUUAUUAACUUGGCGUCCACAAAGACAAGGUCCAACCAUUUCAGCAUCAUCUUCAAAUGAAAUGUUUAUUGAUGCCGAUACAAGUCAAAUGAAUGCUUUCAAUGACAGAUAUUAUACCACCAGAUCACCAAGUUCAAAGACAACAAAGGCAAAGUAUAACUACGAUAUCGGCGAGAACGAUGAAGGAUACGAGAAUGAGAAUGAAAUCGCCGCGUACACUGCCAGGACACGCCAAAAGGGAGGAGGAGGCGUAACAAAACUUCGAGCUCCUAUCCCCUUUGAACUUGAUAGGACUGUUGUAUCACGUUCAAAAGCUCGAAGUGGUACAGUCAGCUCAACAGCUUCAAGUAUCGCAAGUAGAGAUCAUUCGAUGACAUCUUGGUCGCCUUUUGCACCAUCAGAAGAAAAGAUCGACAUGACUGAACCCAACGCCAAAUCAAACAAUUCGAUACAUACGCCACAAUUAAAAGGUAUGGAUAGCGCCGACGUAAGUGCAGAAUUGAUCACGAGACCAACCACGAAUGACGAAGAGGAUGUAGAAACGAUGUCCAAUUUUGAGGGCGCAAUAGGCGACAUCAGCCUCGAGGCAGGCGCAUUGGACUCGGCUUUCCAAACUCUUACACGCAUUCAACGAAAAGAUGUAGCGGCGACCGUAAAUGCACAUAAUCGGAUCUCUUCUUUAUCAUCCAUCAGUCCAUUACUUUCAACUACGAGUAAAACUACAUUGACAGGUUCACCAGUUUCACCACCAAGAAGAAAGAGUACGUUUGAUCAUCAGACAAGAAAGAUGUCUAUCGGAGGUUGGUAUACACCAAAUGAAUCGCCUACGCAAACCAAUGAUUCUUGGAUGCAAUGGGGCACGAAUAAGAUCAAGGCAACUAUGCCUCGCGGAAUAGCAUCUGCUCUUUUCGCAGUCGUGGGUGAUCCUGAUGGAAGAGAUGAGCAAGGCAUAUUGCGAAAGUCCACUACGAUCGAUGAGGAUCCAAACGGUGCAGAAUUCAGCGAUGAUGAAGGUCCAAAUGAAGAAUAUGGAAAGAUUCUCGUUCAAGAUUGUGUUGAUGUGAUUUGUGAAGAGAGCAAUGGUUUAUUAUCGCUGGAAGGGAUCUUUCGCAUCUCUCCCUCGAAAGCAUUGUUGAGAUCCACAAAAGCAUCUUAUCUCAAAGGUCAAAGGCCGGAACUAGCACAAUUGUGCAAACGCGAUCCACAUUUACCUGCCGCGCUUCUGAAAGAUUACCUUCGAUCGCUUCGGCCACCAAUCUUUCCUGAAUCGAUGUACGAAUUCAUCAGCGCAUGUCCUUCAGAUUCAAAGACACGCAUCACAUAUAUUCGUGAUGAAUUGCUGUCAAAGCUAGAGCCAAAUCGAAUAUCUCUUUUGAAGGAAACCUUUAAAUGUGCCAAUAUGGUCAGUCAGCAUAGUUCGGAAAAUCGAAUGGAUUCUUCUAAUCUCACCGUCGUUCUUACGCCUAAUUUGAUACACGGUCAGAAUAUCUUGCAAGAUAUAGCGUUAUGCUCUGUUGGUAAAAUAGAUCAGGCAGAGGAGGAAGAUGGUGGUGAUUCGGAGAAGAAAAAUAGCGGAACUUUGGGUGGGAUUGUGAAAGUGUGUAUUGAGAAUUACGAUGAAAUUUUCAAGCAAGACGAACAGGAAGAAGGGCAUAAUCAAGAGCAAAAAGGGAAAGAUGCUGAAUGA